This is a messenger RNA of Acanthamoeba castellanii str. Neff, 915 nucleotides long. RefSeq lists its product as uncharacterized. Bases 1 to 915 code for a protein of 304 amino acids. The record is from RefSeq and is a predicted model, not a curated record. The transcript is spliced from 4 exons. NCBI's taxonomy places the organism in Eukaryota, Discosea, Longamoebia, Acanthamoebidae.
AUGGACGUCCGAACGGCAGCAGGGCAGCUGGCGGCCAACUUCUUUGUGGCCACCCCGGCCCGUGUUCUCUUCGAGCGUGCCGCGCGGGAUCGUCCCUUCAUUCGCGCCUUCAUCAAAAGCCGGAUAGCAGACGCUUCGAGGAUCACCGGCAUUCGAGGAGAAUCUUCACAACACUCAUUUUUCACUCCUUUCACAUCAAUUUUGAGCGUCCUCACGGGCGGCGGUGCAGACGCGACCAACGGUCUGCUCCACGUCGCUCACGCCAGCUUGUGGACCAUCAGCGUCCCCUUCAUCCAGUCUUCCAUCAUAGAAUCCGCUAAAGACUUACUGUUCGGGGGCUACACACUGUACGGGCGGGUGCGGGAGGCGCUCAACCCCGACUUCAGGCCGUCCCUCUACGCCGAGAUAAUGCGACCAGUCACCUUCGCCGCCAAGACCGUCGCCUAUGCUGCGAGCUUUCCGUUCUUCUUGUGCGCGUACGGGGUGCGCAACAACAAGCCCGAGCACUGGAACAAGAUCCCGGCCUCGUUCCUGCCCUCGCGUAAGAAGGCCAUCCCGGCCAUGACCCUGCCGCUCUUCGUCCUGAUCGCCCACCUCAACGCCCACCUCCUUGCCGCCGGUGGCCUGCGCGACCUCUUCUUCCGACUCCGCGUGCGACUGCUUCCGUCGACCGUGACCCACGACCAGGCCCUGUCUCCGCUGGCACAGCAGUUCCUGCGCCACGUCGAGGACUUGGCCCUGUGCCUGGCCGCCGGUGCCAUAACGGUGCCGCUCGAGGUGUUGCUGUGCACAAUGCUGGCGACGCGGGCAGGCUUGGCCUCGUCGGUCUCGGCCAUCUGGAAGGAGAAGGGCCUCAGCGGCUUCUUCAGCGGCUUUGGCUGGUAUCUGCUGGCCCAGUACCUUACCACCUGGUGA